UGGUUCGGUGUCACUGAUUACGAGCGCACAUUGUAUACUCGGAUUGCGCAGUCGGUGUGUCAGGAUCGUUGUCAAACCGAAAGUUGACCCUUUUCCGUGUAUUAUCUUAUAAGAAACGAAUUUCGUUUAUUUUGGAAUUGAUGUGCAUUUUGGUGUGCAGUCGGCUCUAAUGGUGGCAUCUAGAGAUGAAGCCCAGGAUCUCGUGGAAUGUAAUCUGUGUCAGCAACCAGUCUCGUUUUUCUGCAGACGAUGCGGGGUCAAUCUUUGUGACACCUGUAUCGCAAUACAUCUCCGUGUGAAAUCUAAAAACGGCCAUGACAUUGUAGAUUACACCAGCAAGGAUGAUGACGACACAUGCCACUGUGAUUCCCACCCCCAAAACGAUUGCUCCGCAUUCUGUAAAACAUGUGAUGCUCCGAUUUGCAUGCUUUGCGUUUCUAUCAAACACAAAUCGCACGAAAUGUCCGAGCUGUCCGAUAAAAUUGAAGAACUUUUAAAAGUUAUCGCCAAGGAAAAUGAUCGUCUUCAGUCAUCCAAACAUGAAUUGGAAAGAAUUCUGGAUCACACGACGAAGAUGUUGUCCUCGAUAUCCUCGGUUUACAAGCAGAGGAAAGAUGAAGUUACAGCACGGGGAGAAGAGUGGCACAAAGAGAUCGAAGAGGCUGUGAAGAAACUUCACCAGGAACUGGAUGACAUGCAAAAGGAGCACGAGGUUGUAUUACAGAAACAAAAGAAAGAGUUUGAAGAAAUGAUCGGAAAAGUGGAUGAAAUUAACAGGAAAACAAUGAAACUAGAGAAGUCAAAAAACGUCACAGAAAUGCAGACAUUCAUACCAGUCAUUGAGGAACAAGGAACAUUGAGGGAGUUCUCUCAGUAUUCAUUUCCGACUUUCUAUGAAUGUAAAAUAGAUGCAAAUUAUUUGCAAACUUAUUUCGGAUACGUUGAUAAAAUGCAGGAAAAGAAAACUUCGCUCUUGGAAAAUAAAUUAAAAGACAAUGAUUUACCGGGUAGAAGAAUACUAGAUGUACCGACAGUUACUUCUGUUAUAGACACUGGGUUCCCUGCUGAUGAAGAGGAUAAGAAUCGUCUGUAUGACAUGGUCGUUACCGACGAUAACAAAGUGUGGAUGGGAGGAGCUAGUUAUGAACUGAAGUUGUUUGAUCUCCAGGGACACCUUCAACACACCGUCAGCAUUACUACCUACGGCUUGUACUUAUGUAUGUACAACAAACAAGUAGUGUACAGUGAUCAUCAUCAAAAAGCCGUGAAAAUGAUAUCUGACACCGACACUGUGGUGACGAUGUUCACUACCGGAGACUGGGAGCCAUACGGCAUCACAAGCGCCGCAUCCGGUGAUCUACUGGUCUGUCUCCAAAAAGACGAUCAGAACAAAGUCGUCCGAUACAGCAGUACCGGUACCGUGCUCCAGAAAAUCCAGUACGACUCACAGUGUCUGCCUCUGUACAAACAGGUGGUUUACAUCACUGAGAAUGUUAACGGGGACAUCAUUGUAACUGACUGGGAGAACAAUGCAGUCAUUGCUGUCGAUAGAUUGGGCAUAUUCCGGUACUCGUACUCGGGUGUUUCAUCUUCUACGGUAACCACUGAUUCUGUCGGUCACGUCAUCGUUACAGAUUUUGACGGUAACAAGAUUCACCUGCUGGACAGAGACGGGCGAUUCCUGAGGUACAUCAUUCCUGACGGAGGAAUAAAAGAUCCACGUGGCGUGUGUGUCCUUGGUGACGGUGAGAUGAUGGUUGGAGAGUGUCUGACCGGAAUUGCCAAAAGAAUUAAAUACUUAGAAGAUUGAAGACAUGCGAGUGUUAUUUAUCAGUCUGUUACAAUAAUAGCAUUGAGUAUUGGAAAAGGGUUACUUGCUUGGUCUACUUGCACAAUUUGUGAAACUAUAUUGCAUUAUACAUAUUGUAGAUUGAUAAAAAAAACUAUUCUAUUUCAUCACUUGGUUUUAACAUUUCAAUGCGGAAAUAAUUGUUUUAUAUACAGUAUGAAUUAAAAAUCAUGAUUAGGGAGGUACAUGUAUAUCGUAUUCCUGGAUGUCUACUGAAAUGCAUUUCCGAGUUAGGUGGUCCAUUUAUUAUUUUUUUGUCACCUUAAUUCGAUUAUUUUUCUUGGAAUUUCCCCAAGCGGAAUUUACAAGUUAUGCGUUUAUUUUUAAUUUUCAACUGAGGUUGGUCUAAAGCAACUGAAUAGAAUUUAAAAAACUUCGUAGUUAAUAAUGAAAAAAAUACAGAUAUGCUAAUUUGCAUGAUUUUGAUGUUAUGGUUUUUUUCUGGGACUGUCCCUUUUUCUGUCCC
This is a messenger RNA of Magallana angulata, 2315 nucleotides long. RefSeq lists its product as uncharacterized. Bases 170 to 1810 code for a protein of 546 amino acids. Gene Ontology annotation, molecular function: ubiquitin-protein transferase activity; zinc ion binding. Gene Ontology annotation, cellular component: nucleoplasm; chromatin. Gene Ontology annotation, biological process: positive regulation of DNA-templated transcription. The record is from RefSeq and is a predicted model, not a curated record. Lineage: Eukaryota; Metazoa; Mollusca; Bivalvia; Ostreida; Ostreidae. The transcript is spliced from 2 exons.